This is a messenger RNA of Colletotrichum fioriniae, 630 nucleotides long. RefSeq lists its product as uncharacterized. The record is from RefSeq and is a predicted model, not a curated record. Lineage: Eukaryota; Fungi; Ascomycota; Sordariomycetes; Glomerellales; Glomerellaceae.
AUGGCUCCUGACUGUGAGGCUGAAUUGCACUGUCUUCGGAACCAGUUUGUCAUCAAGACGUUUCGAUUUGAACGUAUUCCGCAUAACCUUGCAAAAUUGAGGCGUUGGGUUGGCCGUGGCGAGGAGAAUACAACAGAAAGUACUACGAGUGUUACUUCAAAUACCACCACGGCUGAAAUCAAGACCCUAGGAAGAACCGUAUCGCUUCCGUCCCUUGGCAGACCGCGACCCCUCAGCCUUGAGCUCGUGAGGAGAGCAAUGGAAAUGCCAGAUGAGACCGAUGGUCCGGAGGGAAUCGACGACGACGACGACGACGACGUCGAAGAACAAGAAGAGGAAGAAAUAGAGCGAAUGGAAGCCUAUGCCUGUCCCGACCAAGAGUGGGAUCAUCGUCUAGAAGACUGGACUCGAUGCCAAGAAGACCGGGCUCAACAACAGGAAGACUGGGCUCGCCGCGAGGAGGAGCAGGAGAGCCAACGGCUGCAGCUGGCGAUGAGAUACAAGUACCCGGUCAAUAUGCGCAGGGCAAAAACCCAGUACUUACGGGCUAUGGAGAGGCAGGAGUGGGAGCAGGACAAGGGGGUGUUCGACUUUGCUGGACAUGGUCGUUUCUCAUGGGCAUCGGUGUAG